Messenger RNA from Trypanosoma brucei brucei TREU927, 1038 nucleotides. RefSeq lists its product as hypothetical. The transcript has a single exon. Gene Ontology annotation, molecular function: protein binding; protein-lysine N-methyltransferase activity. Lineage: Eukaryota; Euglenozoa; Kinetoplastea; Trypanosomatida; Trypanosomatidae. The coding region runs from base 1 to 1038 and encodes 345 amino acids. The record is from RefSeq and is a predicted model, not a curated record. Gene Ontology annotation, biological process: peptidyl-lysine monomethylation.
AUGACGCUGCUUCACAUGUUGGGGGCUCGUGCGGCACCUAUGUUACAAGCGAGACGGGGACAUGAUAGCGUCCGUGGAUUAUUCGCGCGCCGUUGUUUUCGAAAAGGGGAUUUGUUGCUCUCUGUUCCCUCUCGUAACUGUUAUUUCCCUCAUGCGUCUCGUGUCCCUCGCACUUUACGCCGCUGGAACCGGUCCACACUUUUCCCCGAGGCAACGAUGUGGCUGUGGCGACUGUCGCCCGAUUUUCCUCAAGACCGCGUUUCACUUACCGCGUCCGUGUCAACAGACGAAAAUGAAGUUGUAACCCUAACACUCUCCCCCGUGGAGGCGUCGCUUGCCGUGUCCAUUGCGCUUCGGUACUUUUGGCAGAGCGUCAUGAAACUCAAAACUCGUGUCGGUAUUGGAAAUCCUUCUUUAGGACCUGUAAAAGAUCGCAAGGCGGAUUUAUACGUAAGCUCCCUUCCUUUAACUGAGUAUCUUUCUUAUGGUUUGGAGGCACCAUACUUUUCGGAAGGUGGGUGUGGGUCAAAUGUGCACUCCACCAUCGAGCAGAUCGCGUGGAAUCUGCGAGAUUGCAUAUUAUUACAUGCCCCUCAGGAGGAGUACAGAUUUUACGAUGCCCAUCCGUCCGAAUUGGACAGUGCCAUUCUUACUUCCAUCUACGUUGUGCGUGCUCGUGUGCUUAAAUUGAAGGUGAUACGGACGGAUGACGUUAGGACAGAUACGGUAACGUCAGCCAUCGUACCAAUUGUUGACAUGUUAAAUCACAGUGCCUCAUCACCUGCAUGUGCUGCUUGUGUGUCGCUUCCAACUGCUACAGUUGUUGUACGGGCUGCAAGGGAUAUUAAUGUGGGCGAGGAACUCACACUUGACUAUGGAGAACACAAAGGCAAGAGAAUGUUUCCUCGUAGCCACCGUAAUUCUUUCACAAAUGCCAAUGAACUCACCGAUGAAGAAGAGGAUGAGGAUUAUAUGUGGGAAUCGCGUUAUUUGUUUUCUCGUGAAGUUGCAGGAGGUGAGCACGACCACUUCGAAUGA